This is a messenger RNA of Porites evermanni, 20326 nucleotides long. The record is from the annotation of a GenBank genome assembly. NCBI's taxonomy places the organism in Eukaryota, Metazoa, Cnidaria, Anthozoa, Scleractinia, Poritidae.
AUGCACUUCUUAAUGUUUGGUUCUGGCUUUCAAACUUGGGAGUAUUCACCAAAGUAUGCGAUCAGAUCCUAUGCAUACUUGCUUUUACACACUCUUCCUGGAAAAGCACAGAUUGGAGUAUUUGAAGCUAAUAAAGUAAAACAAUUUAUUAAUUUACUGACAUGUAUCUUUUGACAGUCAUUAUGUUCUCCUUGUAUAAAGUGUUUGUUGUAAUGGACUACAUUAUACAUAUUACAUGAUAAUUACUGGUAUUGUUUUUCUAAUAAUGGUCAAAUAUCAUUGCUAUCAUUGAAUGAUAAGAAGAAUUUACUUUUAGAAUAUAGUAGAUUCUCCUAAUCAAGGGUAGAUCUGCCUCCCUAUUAAAUGUCUUGCGCUGUCAAAGUUGCAUUGUAUUUUCAGAAGAUGCCUAAUACAAAUUGUACUUACAGUUCUCAAACCUCUUGCAGUAUGAGGUUCUUCAAGGGUGGAUGCAGAAAAUUCAGAAAGGGGUGGCCCGGGACACUUGCCAGCUAAAUCAAUACUAUGUCCACUCAGCCAACCCUUACACGUAAAUGGCCAUGAACCUUUUUCAUGGGCUGUGUAAAAGACAGAUCUUUACAAUUCAUGGAAAAUUUAUUUCCUUGAACCAAGGCCAUGAAAUUGACAAUAAAAUUGCAAAAUUCAUGACCAUGAAAAAAGAUUCAUGAAUUUUUCCUGUUUAAAAACUCAUGUUGGUACUGAGCUAUGGUAUGGUAUUUUAAUAGGGUGCUGCUGUGUUUUUCUUUUAUCGCAGUUGUUGGUGUUUUACUUCCUACGCUUUGUUCUGUCGAUAGUCUGUGCCGCUUGUGAGACCUACUUCUACAGGUACAGCUGUACUUUUAUACCUAACCUCUUAUCAUGCAGAUGGCAGGCACAUGUACAUGUAUAUACAUGUAAUGUCUUGAAUGGUUAUUUUUCUCAGUAGACGACUUAGUUUAGUUCUUACUCUGUCAAUGGCAUGCUUAGCAUCUGGGCAAGUCAUGCAUUAAUUAGCAAUUAAUGAAUGAAGCUGAGUAGGAUAUGAAGAAUUAAGCUGAUCGGGGAGGGUGUUAUCCACCGAGGCAGAAGGCUGUGGUGGAUAACACCCUUCGAGAUGCACAAGCUUGGUGAACGAACCGGGCAAGUGUGGCAAGACAAUAGCCAUAGUGUAUGAACUCACGAAAAGAACUUAGGAGAAACUGUUCGCCGAUUGGGCACAAUAAUACAAAGCAUUUUUUUGUGCCCAAUCAGGAGCUGGCAUCUGCUUGAAUUUUUGGAAAUAGUUCGGUGAGAGUCGGUACCCAUGGGCUCUUCCACCCGUACAUGGAAACUUUUGUCCCGCCUUUUCUCCUGACCCAACUGACUGCCCCUGGGUCUCUGAAGAUGACGAAAGCCGAAUUCAUUAAUUGCUUUAUUAUUCAUUCAAAUAAUUCCUAGUUUAAAAACAUAGCUAAAACAUGCUCACCUGCAUCAAUGUUAAGUUUAUCUUUGAUAGUGUACAUUUAGGUUUGUCCAGCUCCACAAAAUAUUCUCCAAAUAGCAGAUGUCGCCCUCCGAGUUGUCUUCUUGCUGUUUUUGCUAUAGUUUUAGCCUUUAUUUCACCUAGUUCCAGCUGUAGUUCUUACUCUUGAAACGAGUGAAGUGUCUGCCAUUUUAGUUUCACAACGAAACAACUUAACUCAACCUCGUCCCCAGGUCUGCUCAGUUAACGAUGCAUUAACCUGUAGAAGGCUGCAUUUUUGACGCCAUUUCCUCCUUAAACACAGAAUUCUUCCAAAUUUGGUCAUUGUUAACUGGCUAUGGUAAAUAAUGCAUGUGCUUUUAGUCAAUCAGAAUUGGGGAGAUAUUUUGAAUGAAUAAUAAUUUUUGUUUAUAAUUGUUGCACAUUAUACAUCGUGCAAUGUACAUGUACAUGCCAUGCUAGCCAUCACUAUCAGUAAACAUUAUCGACUAUUCUUUAGUUGCAUAGUUUGUUACAAACAUCAGUUUUAACCAUGGGAAGUUUCCAUUUUGAUAGUCAAGUGAUGUUUUUUUUUAUCAGAAAUAAAAAUAAGUUAAGUACUGUAGUGCUGUACAGUAUGUGUAUUAAGUCACUGGUCCCUUGUGGACAUUUUUAGGGGCAUAAUGAGGCAGUUUGGUAACCAUGUGGCAAGAAUUGCAGCUGUCUUUAUGAUUUUUAGCACAGGAAUGUUUAUAUCUGCAGCUGGUAGGUUAUGGUGGAAACCUUGGUUAUGCAUGUAUCUUAUAAAAACUUUCAAAAAUGUACACUACAGAUUAAAAGGUUUUAUUACAUCCACUUUGAAAUCACUGGCUAUCCGUGCAAUCUGAUUGGCUCUCAGCGGUGUGAUUUAUUCCUAAAUCGCACCAUUUUUUGCUCUAAAUCGCAUCUUUACCAAAUCGCGUCAUUCAUGUUCUAAAUCGCAUCAUUUCUGUUUUAAAUUGCACCAUUUUUGUUCUAUAUCGCAUCAUUUCUGUUUGGAAUACGAAAUGAGAUGUAAAAGCCUUUUUGUUUCGGCUUUUUAACAAACCGGCUACUUGAUCAAUAAAUUAUUAGUACUGACUAAAUUCUGCGAUUUCAAAAUGGAAGUAAUAAAGUGGUAAUUGAACUUCGUGUCGUGCAAUUUUGGUCUGAAAUCAUACUUGUGACUUCAAAUCGAACUCGCGCUGCGCGCUCGUUCGAUUUUGAAAUCACGCGUAUGAUUUCAGACCAAAUUGCACUCCACUCAGUUCAAUUACCAUUAUAUAUUUGUUGAUUUUUGAUGCAAUAAAUUCUGUCAGUAGGUGUGGUUUCUGUCCUUAAAAGUUUCUGACCAAUCUAUAGCACAGUUUAAUAACUAUAUCUUCAAACAGUAUUUAUUUAAUAAAAUGAAGGUGUGAAAUAAAGGCUGUAGAUCAAUAAUGAUCAAAUCAAAGGUUCUCCUUUCAUUUCACAAACAUAUGUAAGGCACAGUUGAAGGAGAAUCGAAGUUAUCUAGAGUCACUAAAGCCUUUUUUGCAUGGCACUUAAGCUGCCAAUAUUGUUUCUAAUGAGUUCCAUUUUGUUGACUUUAUCCAUUAUGAAGGCGGUGCCAUGAUUUUUUGCAUGAGUUUUAUUUCGCCUUUUCAUCUUGCAUGAACCCACUAUCUUGUUCAACUGAACUAUGGUACUGUGUUCAUCAUUGUUUUAAAAGAACAUUUAUUCAUUGAGUGACUAUCCAUCGGAAAGGAUGUGUUACAGAAAAAAAAAGUUAAAAAAAACAAAAACGAAACAAAACUGUAUUGUGGGCUGUGUUUGCAUGCAUGUGUUUUGAUUGAAUGUUCUCUCUUGUGUAGUGUUUAUUAACCCUUUAAGCCCCAGUAUCCACAUACAAGUUCUCCAAACUGAUCUCCAUACAUUUCCUUAAAGAAUGCGUUGAGAGAAUUUGAUAAAAGAUCAAGGCAUUUUUUCUUGGGUGAUCACUCUAUUAAUUCUCAUAACUUAUCUGUUGACAGUGUGUGGAUAUUGUUAGGAGAAAAUUGAUCUUGGUCACUAUUGGCACUUAAAGGGUUAAACUGUUCAUGAAGCUGUGAAUUAUUGUUGUUUGUAGCAUUUCUUCCAAGCACAUUUGCAAUGUACAUGGUUCUUCUAUCUUAUGGUGGAUGGUUUGCAGGAAAUUAUGUCGUAAGUCACAUUUCACAUUUCAUCUGCAUAAUGAAUUGAUUCCUUGGUAUUAUUCAUCAUUAGUAAAAUCCAACUAGUGGUGUGUUAUCAAAGCUACAUUCUGAUUGGUUGAGCUUCUACUAGGUUAUGUUAUAGCCCAAUAGCAGCGAAAAGUGCUGACUUUGAAAACUAAAACAAUGGCGGCUGAAUCGCGUUUUGCUAGCUAAAAUUGUUUUGUCUCGAUAUUUUCGACCAACUAGUUGGAUUUUACUAAAACAAUUUAUGGCCUCUGAGGCAAUAGCCCCUUCGGGCUCGACGAUUAAUUGUUAAAUAUUCAGGGCUCAAGAGGCUGCAGUGUACUCACUGAUCCAAUGUAACUUUCCAUGCCUUUGGGUCACUGAAACAACAUCUUAGUACCUGAACAGUACAGGGAACUUUAGAUUAAUAGACUAGAGCUUCAAGCCUAUACACUGUAUUGAUGUCACAGACAGAAGAGUUUUACCAUAAAUCUAAAUGAACUAUGUACAAUAAUUAAUUUCUAAAAAGAAAAGUUUUCAAACGUUGCUUCAAACGUUGAUACAAUUAGGUAAACUGUUCCAGACUUUUGGUACAUAAUAUAAAAAUGAGUGGUAGCCAUAAGUCACGGUAUUAACAGGAGGAACUUGUAAAAGCAACCCAUUAGAUGAGCGGAGUAAAUAAGCCGGUUGAUAUUUGGCAAGUAGUGAAGACAAAUUGUAAGGAGCUAAGUCAUUUAAAAUUUUAAAUGUAGUGAUAAAUGUACUGCUUAAAUAAAACUGUUGAGUAACCUGUCGUGUACCCAGUGUAAAAUACGUGAGCUCUUCUUUUAUAUAAGUUAAUGGUGAUGACAGUCAUUGUCAAUGAAAUGUUAAAGGAGAGUAAUUUCACGCAAGUAGUGUAUGAGCAUUUGAACAAGGUAGUGUUAGUGGUGAAAAAGUCCAUAAGCCCAUAGACCCCUUUUUAAUAAUAAAUUUUACAGUGUACAAAGGCAUUCAGUCAAACCAUAUGUUUCACACACAGAGAGCUGUUAAAUCACUUACUUUUGAGUGGUACUGUACAUGUAGGUCUAUAUAAAAUUAUUGGAUGGAAAUGUAACUUUAAUACAAGAUUGUUGAUGCCAAAAUAUCCAGAAAUUAUAGAAGAAGCCAGUACUUUGAUUUAAGUUCAGUUGAGCUAACAUUUGGAUGCCUAAAAGUUUUGUCAAGGUAAAAAAUUUAUUCUCUGUGCACAAGAACUUACUUGAUAAUUGUAAUAUGAACUCACUGAUGAAUGUGAUUUGAAGUUAUUGUUUUCCUGUUUUAGGUUGCAGUGUUGGCAACAGCUGCGGGAGCCAUUAUUGGUUGGCCAUUUAGUGCAGUUCUUGGGUGGGUAUGCUUGUAUUGGUAAACUUUAGCCAGCAGAGUGUACUACAGUCUACAUAAAAUACUGCAGAUCAGGUUUGUUGCUUCGAGGAGGUGAAUGUACCCAUCAUUCCCAUCAUCUACUGUAGGCUUAACUUGAUUGACACAAUAACAUAACUUGACAUCUUUAUGAUGCAAAUUCUUGAAUUUCUGGGCAGAAUUAUAAGAAAUGUUAUAAAAUUUAUUGAUACAAUCAUUAAAAAUAACACUGUUUUGUUUUUACAGAAAAUCUGCAAAUUUUAUUAAACAUGGCUGUCAAAAUUCAAUUGCCAUGGUAACGUCAAGGAUGACAUGCAAGUCAGGAUAGAUUUUAGGAGAAGUCNGGGGGGGGGGGGGGGGUCUCAAAAACCCCCUAGUCUGAUUAGGGGACUUACUUCACAGCUGUUUGCUUCUCUCCACCGAAAGUAAGUGGAGAGAAACAAAAUUCAAGAAUAGUAAAAAGACCCUUUAACUAACAAUAACAAUUUAUAGCAACAAUAAGCUACGGUUGACUGCCGAUAACUUGAACCUUCUAGGAAAAUAAAAAAAAGUUAGAGUUAUCAGGAGUUGGAAGCAAAUAAUCAGAAAUGAGCAAAUAAGCAAAUUCAUGGGGAGCGAAUGCAAUUAAGGAUGGAUGGACACAGAAUUUGAACUGGAGUGACAAAUACGUAAAGACAAAGAAUUGACAUGGUUGUUUUGAAAUAAAUUCAAUGUCUCGUACUUCAGUACACGGUUUCUUUGGACUUGUCGUGCGCUCAAAACAUGGUUCGAGUUAUUUAACAAUUAAUGAAUGAGGCUGAGUAUCUUAUGAAGAAUUAUGGAGAGCAGAUGUUGCCCUGCAAGUUGUCUUCUUGCUGUUCUUGCCAUGUUUUUAGCUAUUUUUUCGCCUAGUUCUUACUCUUGAAACGAGUGAAAUGUCCGCCAUUUUUCAAGUUCACAACCAAAACAACUCAACCUCGUCCCCAGGUCUUCUAGGUUAACCUGCAAGAACGCUGCAUUUUUGGCGUCAUUUCCUCGUUAAACACAAAAUUCUUCCAAAUUUGGUCAUCAGUAACUGGUUAUGGUGAAUUAAAGGUGUGCUUUUAGCCAAUCAGAAUCGGGGAAAUAUUUUGAAUGAAUAAUAACAAGGGUUAAAUUAUAGAAAUGAUCUGAAGGGAAACAAAAAUUACUUCAAGUUACCAGGAGGUUUGAGCUAGCGAGGGUUCGAGUUAUUGGGAGUCGACUGUACCUCAUACGUUUUAAAAAAUAUUCAUAGUCUAAUAGUUUUGGUAGUCUAAUGUGAGCCAAAAGCAUAAAACUAUGUGCAGUUCGCCAAAACAUUAUAUAUGUCACAUGCAAUCUGAAGUUGUAAAAACUUAAAUCAUAAACUCUUCAUUAUUAAGUAAUCUAUUUCUAAGACAUAAUUAUGUUCAUUGCAGAUUACCCAUUGCCUGGGAUAUCUUGAUCAGACAAACGAAAUAUAUGUAUUUUGUACAGUUAUGUCUCAUAGCACUGAUAGCCAUUUUGGUAAGUUUACAUUCCUGUAAAAGUUUACAUUCCUGUGAAAAUUUGUGACAUUUUUGCUAAUCAGGAGAAUAAUUUUCUUUUCUCAGGGGCCACUAGCCUAUAUAGACUCUCAUUUCUAUGGCAGGACUGUUAUUGCGCCAUUGAAUAUAGUGUUGUACAAUGUGUUUGGUAAAGGAGGUCCAAGUCUUUACGGUAAGAACUCAAUGAUAUCUUUCCUUGGUUAACUUAUUACGAACCAAUUUAAAAGCCAGCUGCACUUGGCUGGCUAACUCAAUUGAUUAAAGCACUGCACUGCUAUUGGAGAGGGGGCGUGUGUUGCCUAGCGUUAACACCUCGAACUCCCGAUCUGGAGGUCUGGGGUUCAAGCCUCGCCCGUCGCGUUGUUUCCUUAGACAAGAAACUUUACUUCACUUUCAGGGGCCCCCAACGGAAUAUAGUUCAAAACCACUUAAACAUAGCAUUGUUAAACGUAUUUUAGUAUUAAGACGGUAGAUAAAGACAUAUUUUUAUCCCCUAAAAAUUUUUCAUCUGUACGGAUUUCCUAGCUGAAAGUCUAGAGAUCUGAAAAUUGUAGGGAUCGAAACUUACCUUUUGGAAAAUUUCAGCCAGAAAUAAGGCUCCCGAAAAUUCUAGGUGGGCUUUUUAGGGUAAAAAUCCGUUAAAAAUGGGCAAUUAUACCAUUUUUUAGAUGUUCGAAAAUCCUAGGAGAGGUAGGCAAGCAAGAAAUUUUAGAAAAAAAUGUUCCGAAAAUUCUAGAUGUCAAAUCGUCUUCCGAAAGGAUAUUUUCCGAAAAUUGACGUUGGGUGCUCCUGUACUUUGUCUCUAUUCACCCAGGUGUAUAAAUUGGUUACCGGGUAACCCUGCAGUGGACUAUUAACAUCCCGUACAGGGGAGAGUAGCAGUACUCCUAAGCAUGCUUCAUGCUAAGGAAACCGGGAUAAGCAUACAGCUGCUUGGUCUUUUGGCUCGUGUGCGCCUGACCUUUACCUUAUUAGUAUUGUAGAGGUCAGGGUUCGAAUCCCGGCAAGCCUGAAUGUUUUUAGGCUUUCUUUUUGUAACUUCUUUAUAUGCGAUGUAUGAUCUUCUUUGCAAUUAAUUCAUUGAUACAUUGUUUAUUAGUUUAAUGAAUUACCAUGACGAAAAUUCCAACUGAUUUCAACUUCUUUUACCCACCCAGUCUACUUACAUUUGACUGGUCACUCUAUAGGAUACAAAAGUUACAUGUAGAACCAUCCUGUACAGUCAGCAUAGCCUGCGAGCAAGCUCUCCAUUUGGAGGAGUCGGGAGAAGUCACGCGAGAGCAGCACGCGAAGGGACACGCGAGUGCGAGGGGGGUGGAAAGAAGGGAGAGCUUUCCUUUCCUCUAUAUCGCGCGUCUUCGCUGCUUGCUCGUGCGUUCUCGCGCGGCUAGCUUCGCUUGCUUGAGAGCCUGCUCGCAGGCUACAGUCAGCAUAGUAAACAGUACUAUAUAUUAUCUUUCAUUUGAUUACUCCUUAGGAUACGUUAUUCUUAUCUGUACCAUGUUGGUGGUUGUAAUGUUUUUUCGUGUUUUUAUUUUACCUCCCAGGUGUAGAACCAUGGACAUUUUACUUCCUAAAUGGUUUUUUAAACUUUAAUAUUGUGUUUCCUAUGGCUCUGCUCGCUCUGCCUGUUUGUGUAAGUACAUGAUAAAUGUUACUGCUAAAUUCAUUUAAAACUUCAAGUCUGCACAGUUACAAAAGCUAAGCCAAUGCAACUUUCCAUUUGAUCCUCUGGUGCCUAGGUCACGCUAAUAAAGGGUCACGCCCAUUUUCUGCAAUCACGUGCUUUGAAAACACGUGACCACAGAGCGCCAUACAUGUACACGUAAUCACACCUUGUUUUGCAGAAAAGAUUGUAUCAAAAUACCGGUUUCCCGUCUCAUAAUGUUAACCUAAGCGAAAAAAACUUUGAUGCAGCAUGUUUGUUAAGAUUUUCCAAGUUUCUGCCAUCAAGGAAAUGGGUAAAUUAGGUAAAGUUGUCAAGUUUUUUCAAAUUCGAGCUUGCGUGUGCGUUCUCUGCAUACAGCAAUUUCGAGAAAGGUUGUUGGAAAAAGUGCACGCGACAAUCCCAAAAUGUCUUGUGGGUGGAAGAAAGAAAUUUGAAAGAAUGGCACGAAGGGCCAUGGACGUAUGUUUGCGAGUGCUAAAUGAAGCGACAAAAGUAGGCUCGACAGCUUGAGUCUCAGGAACAGUGUAUUGAUCAUCUCCCAUAUUACCUUUCGGGACUGUCGCGUGCACAUUUUUCCCAACAACCUUUCAAUUAAAAAGGAAAGUUUGUCUCAGAUUAUUUAACUGUGCUUGUCUCUUCAAAAUAUGUUUGUUUAUGAAACAAGAUACUUUGCUCUUCGCACAUCCCAAUGUCCUUUUCCAGCGAAGUGACGUGGCUCAUUAAAUAUAUUCAGAGAAAAAGCGCGACAAUCCCGUGCAGAUAGCCAGCCGGAGGAAUAUAAUCGUGAACGCGUUGUUCAUCAGCCUCACCUUAAAUCAAGGCCUGAAAAAGACUUAGGACUUAAGGGGUGGGGAGGGGAGGGGAGGGGUAGGCGUAGAACAUUGGAAAAUUGUGCGCACUUCUGGAAAAAUCCUGGCUACGCCCCUGGUACAAGAGUUAAGCCAUGGGUAGGUGCUUUAAUCCUUGUUUCCAUAUAAUCGUUUAGAUUGUUUCAAGUCCGGAGUCGUCUCAAAAUGUGUUCAGACGAUGAGGAGAAUCAUAUUGAAACACCUCCGAUGCUAUGUGGGACGAUCCUUGGGCUCAGUUGUUCAAAGACCAAUUAGCGCUAAUCUGGGGCAGAAUUUUAAUCUGGGUUUCUUUUUCUCUGGUUUAAACGCAUUCUGUCGGAGUGGUUUCUCCAAUUCUUUGUAGAGCAUCCAUUGAACAAUAUGUACACAAAAAUAAUUAAUACUUAAAGGUAAUUUGCUUUUAAAGCUUUCAUAUCGCACUUACCCUCGGUUAUCAUAACAGCUUUGAACAACCCAGCCCAGGAUAUGACUGAAGUCUAGAUACUGAAUGGUUCUCAUACAAUCAUUUUGAUUGUCUCGAUCGACCCAGCCAUGCCAAAAACUUAAUCGAGUAAUGUGCGAAAACUUUCAGACGUUUAAAAUGUCGCCUAGUAACUUAAAAGUUAAUACUGUAUUAUGUUUUUUUGCAACAGGCUUUUGUCAAGUUUAUAAUUGCGCAAACGCAGGAAAAGAAGUGUAAGUGAUUAACAAAGAUAUAAAAAGCGUUGUGGGUAACGUACAAAGGCAAACCUAUAGCCUGCCACUAACCUGCGAACAAGCUCUCCAUUUCGAGCAAACCAGGACAACGCGGGAGCGAGCGGCCCCACCUCUUGCUCCACGCGCGUGUCUUCUCCCAAUAUUUCUCACAUAGGGAGCUUGGUCAUAGGCUACCAGACCUGUUACAUGGGUGCCAUCCAAGUCUGUAAGACAGAGGUAAAGGAGUUGGUUUCUAAGAAAUCGGUGGUACUGUGCCCGUGGGGUAGUGUAAAACAGAAAUUUGACGGUAGAAUUCGGUUACCAUACCGUCAAAUCAUCUCUCCCCCAGCCAUCUUCGAUCCUUCUUUUCCUGCUUGAGCACCUCACUCGUCUCCAGUACCCUCGCAUUGAUACCACUCUUCCUGCUUUGGUUCGAAAUAGCCUGUAGAGGAGCGGUCAGGCAAGUGUAGAUGGGGAAUCACUGAAUGACGUCAUUCAAACGAUUGAAAACAUACUGAGUAAUACCCACAUCGCAGCACAGUAGGUAACUGUAAUGUUUGUUAGCAACACCUCGGACCACCCUGAAAUCCCGGGAAAAAAGCAGACUAUGGUCGUAAGGCGGGGUUUCACUUUAUCGGAUGUUUUGUUAAAUAAAUUAGCCACCGUACAUCGGUUCAGUAGUUCCAAUCCCUCGUCAUAGCAAGUCAAAGGUCUUCGGCGUAAGCGUUGUGUAUUCACUUCAUUGAAAAACAAAAAAACACGCUUCCUAGUUGCAAACAUGAACGAUAAACUAUGCAAAAUCGAUAUGCAUUAGGAAGUGUACCCUGGUUAUUAUACAAAUAAGACUAUUAAAGAAGUUACACGUGUUUUCCUUUAUCCCUCCACUCGAGUCCCCGAUAGUGACAAGACUGGCGUUCCAUCCUCCCCCCCCCCCCCCCCCACAAAAAAAAACCAAAACAACAAAGGGGCACCCCCUCCCCUUUUCACUGUCCCUUGGUUCAAACUCUCGACCCGCCGGUGUGGCCCCACUGUCUUCUGUUAAUAACAAGAGAAAAACAGUAAAAAAUGGUGUAAUUUGGAAGAAGAACCCGUGUAUUUUAAAAACAAAAAAAUUUUAAAAAUAACUUUAGUGUUACUUCUUACCCCACCCACCAUACACCCCAUUAUAAAAAAAUGCUGUAUCCCCCGCCCCCCCCCCCCCCCAAAAAGAAAAUACCAAGAAAGACAGGGUGAUCCUCCUUGUUUCUACUUUCGGCUGGUCUUAAACUUGUCCCAGGACAGAGUGAUCCCCAUACCUUAUUACUAUAUCAUCGAUAACAAUCAUAUUUGUUUUCAAGUCAUUAAACUCGAAUUAAGCUUCAGUCGUAAUCAAAAAUGUUCCUUGCACUUAGUUGUUAUUCUUCUAUCCCCCCUCCCCCCUCCUCCUCCUCCACAGAACACAGAUGAGUCUAUCUUGCCCUCCUGGGGUUGCCCGCAAGUAAAGAUUUUGUUUUGCCCGUGCAAAAAAUCCUUUAUUUGCCAAUGUUGUUCAAUCAAGCUGGCAGAAUAUUGGCUCUGUUCCCUCAAAUUCAUCUUGGUCCAUAAAAACGCACGCCAGCUAUCUUGGCCUGGCGCUUGGUUAAUAAAAAAUAUGAAUUUCCUUAAAAUAACGUGACUAGCCUUCUUUGUUUUAUCAUCUUUCUCUGUUUAGUCCCCUCUUCAGUAUUACCAAUCUGGUUAGCAUUAUCUGGAAUGUACAUCUGGAUUUUAAUAUUCUUUACCCGACCUCAUAAGGUAAGAAAAAAAAACUAUUUUACAGCUUCGAGAAAACUGUCAUGUACAUCCAUAUCUAGAUCUAUAAGGUGGGAGAUUCUUGCCAGGAGAGUUCGAAGCUGCCAUAAAAAUAAAUGAGCCAAACUUGAGUGAAGGGAUACUAAGGCGUUCCUUUGCCGAAUGAACCCCCACCAAAUUCUGAUCUGUUAAAAAACAAACUAGCUGUUGGGUGACCUGUUGCGACCUGUUGAAAUAUCACGUACAAAUCAUGCUAUUAUUUGUUCAUACUACUAACCGCAAAAGGUUUGUAAUUUUCACAUGUAGGUAUUUCAAAUUAAGCUGAAAUACCACUGCUCUAAGCCAAUCAAUUUGCAGAAAUUUCUCAUGUAGUAGUAUACUAAUUUUUCUGGUAGGAAAAGUAAAAGAAAGCUACCAGUCGUCCUCGUCUUUGAAUCUAGAGGGGUUCUCUAUUAUUGGUGAGAGCUGGAUAACGACUGAUGGGAAUAGGAAGACAAAUUUGAAGCUUUCUGGCUGUGUUAAAAACAAAAGGUUAAUACAAUAAUGUAUUGCUAAGUAAUGACACAAGUUUAUUUUAAUUGAUUUAUUUUGUGUUAUAUUUCUGGCCUAGGAGGAGAGAUUUUUAUUUCCUAUUUAUCCCUUCGUCUGUGCGUAUGGCGCUGUGACACUCACAGAAACACAAGUACGUUAAUUGUUAUUGUUCCAUUCCUGUUGACUUUAUAAUGUUUUUAUCUGUCGCGAAAGUAAGCUCUGUCGGUAGAGCGCUGGUGUUACACGCCGAAUUGCAUCAUGGCACUGUUUUGGGGACGCCGCUUUUAUUGGCUAUUACAAGAUUGCGCGGGAAGCUGGACCAAAAUUCGUUCCCUUAAACAAUUCCACAGUCUAUCUUAUUCGACGACACAACACCGACUCAGUGUAUGGGCAAGUUCAAAAUGGACAAUCAGCACUUUUUAUAGUUAUUUUUGUGUUGAAACUGAAACUGAAACACGUAAGAGAAGCGAUAAUUCUGAAGGCCAGAUGCAAAAUACAAGGAGAUUCUUUUACACUCCAGUCAUUGCUUGUCAUUAUAUCAAUUUAUUUCUUUCUAGUCAAAAGAAAUUUUGCAAAAAAGGGAUAAUUGUUGUCAUCGGCAAUGCUACGCAACAUGAAGGUGAAGUCAGAGAAAUAAGCGUGACCAGUUGUGUCGAAAAGUAUAUUUUUCUCGAUGUCAGAUGUCAGUCUUUCUUCGACGCUAGUCAUCAGCGUGCUAUAUGAGGUGAAGGUGAAGCGUAACUUGUUGCGCCAGAUAGAUAAGCAUCAUCUUGUAAGUCGAAAGUUUUUUUCUUCGAUGUAAGAAAUCACGCUCUAUUUUCUUCGACAAAGCAGGCUGCAUUUCAUGCUUAUAUGAAAUAGCAAGCCGAUAAAAUCGCAAGUGAAAACAGACAUAACAAAAACUGUGAUAGCGUUCUCCCUCUGGAGAGCUAUUUUUUGUAUCUGUGACUUUUUAAAACUUUCAUACUGUUUUCUUAAUUUUAACUCUUAUACUGUUUUUUUUUUUCGCAGAAACUUUUUCAUUUCCUGUUCUUCAGUAACAUGAGGCAGCAUUACGCCGCCUCUUCAACCUGGUUUGCAGUUUUCGUCAGCGUUCUUUUUUCUUUGUUGUCUCUUUCGCGAUCUAGCGCUCUUUAUUAUGGUUAGUAUUAACUCUCUUUUGCAAGGUUCAUUGAAUAGCUUUAAUAAGUUCCGUUAUGAGAGAAAAAAAGAAAAGAAGUACAGAUUAAACAAUAGUACAAUGUGAAGGUAAUGCAUAGAAAGAUUCUUCUGAGUGGUCACUUCCAGAUAGAAUUUCAUCCACAGAGCUAAAAAGUAGAAUCAUAUUGCACACAACAACGAAAACUACAACGGGACAUUAAAGCUGAAUGUACUGGACAGUAGUUUACAUUUGAUUUGCCAUGCUAGAGUCAAAAGUAAAACCUCUAUGAUUAACAGUACGAUAGAAAAGUACUAUUCGGUAACACCUUAGGAUUUUGUUCUUGUGCUCAAAAAUCAGAGCCAACUUGAACAGCAUAACAAACAUUUCCACGGGAGAGUAUUGCUGGAUAGCCAUCAUUUGAUUGGUCACACCAAAGAAUUCCGUCCCCGUACUCAAAAGUAGAACCGCCUGAUUUGCUCUCUCUUGAAUGGUCACACUUUAGGAUUUCCUCCUGGAUCACACUCCUAGUUUAGACCUUUCUUAUACUGCAUAAAAAAACAUUUCUACCGGAAAGUACUUCGAGUUCGUAAUUUUCUGCGUAUUUACUAGCUACAUAAUGAACUCAAAUUUUCCCACAGUGCAUCCGGCCCCUCCCGUUCAUUUAUACAGACAGCGCAUUCGCCUGUUUUCCCUGAAAAUCAGUCAUGUCAGUCUUGGACCCUUCAUCAAAACAUAUCGGUAGUAUAUUAAACAUCAAAUUGUGACCAAACAAUUACCUUAUAGGACGAAGCAGGUAUUCAACCUACGUGCUCUGUGCCAAACUUUGGUAGCUUUUUGGUAGAUCCGAGCCGUGUCUUAAUGGUGUAUAACCGCCUAAUGUUCUGUGCGAACCUCGUUCCAAGGGUUAAGAGAAAAUCCUGAAAUCGAGGCCCGUUUGUUUGCCUGCGUUGACGUGCGCUUUCCCCUCUCAGCCACCGUUUUAUUGGCGUAAGAGAUAUAUUUAGUUUUUUCUUAACGUGUAAGUUUAUUUGAGGUGAUUCCGAUUUGUCAACUCUUGGUGGGUGUAAAACAUGCUUCUAACUGUUUGCUGUUGCUUCCUUUGUUACGUUCAUUUAGAACUCGUCGCUUUGCAACGUACAGAAGUGUUAGAGAGUUGAAUAACGUGAACGAACGAGAACCUUGAUAUCCUGAAUGAACGAAAUUAACGCACUCGUGUUUUCCUUCAGUUCUUGGCACUAAGGAUAUUCUGUAUGGCUAGCUUGAACUGAAGAAAUUAACGCGACUUGAAUUUUGUGGAGAAUUAAUUUCCUAACAUAAAGAGUAAUUUAAGUGAAUCUUUUCUGUUAAAAGAGACUAAAUGUUAGUUUAUUUUCCUAGGUUACCAUGCUCCACUGGACUUGUAUGUAGAGCUGAACCACAUGUCAUCAACAUUAGAACAUCCCUUCCCUGCUAACAAGCGAAUUAACUUGUGUGUUGGCAAGGAAUGGUACCGAUAUCCAAGCAGCUUCUUUUUACCCUCAGAAAGGUAAUACUUAAAGUUUAAGUUAAAAUAUGCUUCUCUCUGGCAUCAUUUUUUGGGAAACGUGAAGAAAGGAUGGGACAAAGUGAUACUUACCCUGAAUGCCAGAGGUUUUUCAUACGCGGUUUCUGGUUUCGGUUAAGUCUUUCGUGUCUUCGGCCUUCGGCCGAAAACGUUUCUGCUUGCAGUCGACGAAGCUCCUCGUCGCACGCGGGAAAAACCACUGGUACACAUGGUAAGAGAUACCAGGUAAGGAGUAUAAUCCCAAGCAACAGUUAAUCUUGAAUAAGCAUUGCCUUCAAUCUCUUUGGUGACGACUGUAAUACUUAAGACAAACUGGAAACAAUAGUUAUGAAAAAUGCUGGGAGGCAAAGAAGGUUUAUCAAAAUAAAUUCCAUAAAAUAGCGACUUAGUUAAGGCAAUAGUCUUUUGAUGUGUUUGCCGUAUAUUCGAAGAAUGAACCCGUCAUCUUUAUUUGGAUCGAGUUAAGACCAUUACGUUACUAAGGCUCUUUGUUGUCGGAAGUUGUAAAGGAACAUUUAUAUAACAAGGUUAUUUUAUUUUGUACCUUUGUGUGUCAGUGUGGAUGACGAAAUCAUGUUAAAUGCCGUAUAAAUUCCCAAACAGUGAAGUGACGACUUUGCGACGCGCGCCCGAGUCUCUUUCCCAGGUUUCUCUCUCUUCCUCCCUGGGAACGAGUUGACACGUUUAAACGAGUUCAUAUGAACUCCUAGGUGCUUCGAGGGUAAACAAGCAAUUUACCUUUUUUUUUUUUUUUACAACGAGGUUGCUCGUGCUCAAACAGACCACCCAGGCUCCUUGACCCUUAAAAUGUAAUUUAAUUUCGUUUGUUUUAUAUUAUUCCCCUUAGCUGUGGAGCCACGCAUUAUUUCACCUAAUCCAGUUUGGACCAAGAAUGUGCUUAAACGCCUUUAAUUACUGCGCGAGUCACAAAAUCGUGAACCUUUGAUUCAGUUUUGAUAUUUAAAAUCGCAAUAACGUUAAACAGGAGUUUAUCACAUAGACUCCUGCGUUAAAGGAAAACAAACCUCAGUCAAAACCACGAACUAAUUUUCUCACGCCCGAUUGGCUUUUUUCUUGCAUCACAUUAAUUUUUCAGAAAUAUUUCCAGCGUUCACGGUUUAAUGAGUUUCUUGGUGAAAGAUGCGGUUACGGAGCUAACUCUCUUUGAAGGACAUUUUGUAGGGAAAUUAGCACAAUUUGAAAUGAGCACCAUGAGUAUUUACAGUAAUGUGUGAAGCAGUGGUUUUAAGUAUUUAAAAUUGUUUGUUUGUUGUUGUUUUUUUGCGUAAUGAUAAGUUCAUAGUUUUAUUAUUAAUGAUUCAUAGUCCAAGGUUCUUCAAGGUUUAGCCCUCACUCAUAGUUCCUGCUUUUUCGAGUAGUGUUGUCUGUUUCUCGGAUUUGUUUAACUUGAAUGUCGAUCCUUAAAGUAGGCUUUCUUGACAAUUAAAGCUGACCUUGGGUUUUACCAACGCAAGGAUUCGUGUUUUGGAUGUCUAGUCCUGCCAUGCAGUUUCACCUCUAGCAUUUUAUUGGUUCUAAAGUACUUGCCAUUAACGACUACGCAGGUAUAUUGUUCCUUGAUUUGUUAAGCUACAGGAUAUAGAGUAGCAUGCUCUCAUAGUCAGCUAACCCAAACAUGUCUGCAAUUUAGCUACGUGUGUUUAGUUCGUUAUUAAUUGGCUUGGUAGCAGAGCUAAAGUAGUAGCUUUGAAGACAUCCGUUUCCAGAAGAAUAAAAGUAACCAUUGUACUGACUCUUGUAGAUUUCCUUAGCAAGAGCUCUUAAAUGGUGAAGAACAGUUUUGAAGACAUCUUUAACUAUCAGGGGGGGGGGGGGGGUAAACAUUGAAAAACUUUUGUUUUUGAAUUUUUUAUUUAGAAAAAAAAAAAGGAAAAGGAUAUGAAGGGUGUUAAUUUUUUUUUAUUGUUUGUGGUGUCGCAAAAAUAUAUUAUUGUGUAUCAAAAAUCUCUUUUAAAAAAAAAAAAAAAAAUUUUUUGUUUGUCUUUUUUUUUUAUUUUGUGAAAAGGAGUUUUUAGUGGAGAAAAUAGAUUUUUAAAACAUUUUUAUUGGUGGGGGGGGGGGGGGGGGGGUAAACAUUGAACAACUUUUGAUUAUGAACUUUUUAUUUAGAAACAAAAUAAGGAAUAAGUGAUGUAGGGUGUUAAUUUAUGAAGAUGACCUGACGUAAAGAGAAAAUGGAAGUGGGUUAGCGAAGCGUCAAGUUAUUGCGAGUUUUGAGUUACCGAAGAUUCAAGCCGCAGAAAGUCAACCGUACCCUCUGUUUAUUUAUAUUUUUUUGCUCCAAAUUUUGUCGCCAACAGAAAGAAGAAGUCGUUACGUCACGUUGCCAUGGUAGCAAAAUUUUUGGAUGACAACAAACCGAUAAAUUCACUUAAAAGUCUAUUCGCACUAUUUCAAACUUUACCGAUCUUAUUCAAUUUCAUUUAAUUUGAUAAAUUUUGGUGAAAUUUUCUUUGGGACCGUAUCUAUCGUUAUCUAAGUUUAGAAAAAGAAAGCGACAAUUUUUGUGUUGUGUUGACCUACUCCAUAAAGCGGGCUCGUGAAAUUAGUAAGUUUCACGUCGUAGUGGUGCAACGACGGCAAAGAAAUGUACAAAAAAGCGUGACGCACGUGCAAAGUUGUUGUUUGUUAACAUAAACAUAUUAUUUUUUGCCGUUCUCCUUGCCGUCGCCGUCGUCUUUGAUUUUGUUGUCAUCCAGAACUACUGCUACCAUGGUAAGAUGACAUCACACUUCUCAUGUCUAUUACCAGAGCUUCAUACUGAUUACCACGUUUUAUAUGAUUUAUGCUAGGUGGUACCUCCAAUUUAUUCGCUCCGAAUUCCGUGGCCAGUUGCCAAAGCCUUACAACAACGCACCUAACGCCACUAAAAUAAUCCCGACGCAGAUGAACGACAUGAACGAAGAAGAGCCCUCAAGAUAUGUAAGUAAAGGUGUGAUAAGUGAGUUAUUGGUCACGGUAAGUUAGUGGUGGUAGUAACUGCAUGCGUAAGUAAGUGGUCGAAGUGUUGGUGGCGAUAAUAUGUGAUGAUUAUGAUGACGAUGAUGAUGAUGAUGAUGAUGAUGAUGGCGGCGGUGUUGGAAUGUUUUAGGGAUUAUGCUUGACGAAAAAGUAAAAUCAAACGAAAAGAAAGCUUUGGAGAAAAAAAUGAGUGCAAAAGAAAGACCAGGUUUGAAUUCUUAUGGCGCACUUGUUUGUGCAACGUUGAUUUCUCCCUCUGUAUGUUGUUUUUAAAAGGUGUAGGCGCGCUGUUUUUAAAAGGUGUAAUUUAUCCGUUGUCGUCAUGCAUUGAUACCUGAGAAGAAAAAGAAUGAAUAUCAAGGUUUCUAAUGCCCUGAUUUUUAACAACUUUUCCUCAUUGUUGCCCUAAGAAAUGUGAGGGGAAAUGUUACGAGAAUAAGCUUUUUCAUCUUCAGCCAUUGAUCUUCAGUCUCAACAUUUGAUGAUUAACAAAGUUGCAGUGACUGUUCAACAAAUUUUCGACAAAGGUUUUAUGCUAUGUAGAGUUAUAAAAUAGACCAUUUUUAAAUGUUAAAACAUUUCGAACGUUGUUGAAUAAUUACAAGAGAGGUGGUCUCUAUUCCGUUGAACAAGUUUAUUUUUCUAACUGCCUGGUGUAAUACUACAACACGGGACAAAAGUCCUUGGGACAUUAAUGCAUUAUUCAUAAUUUUCUGUAAUUUCUUGGCGUCUUCAUAAAACAGUGCACCUUUUCGUAAUUUUCUUGCAGUUCUCCCUCUCCCCACCCUACACGCGUCCAACGGUGCUUGUGGAAUGGGGGAAGGGUUGGGCAUAUGUGAACUGAAAAAAGCCCCACAAAUGCAAAAGUGUCCUAAGACUUGUCCAUGGUUGUAGUGUUAUCAUUGAAAGCGAGUCUCAUGGGGCUCUUUGUUCUUUUUAAGAUUUCUGUUACAAAGUGCGAUUUCCUUGUGGAUCUAGAGACAGGCAGAGAAACUGAAAGAGAACCAGACUUCGCCAAACGAACAAAAGAGUGGGAGGUUCUACUAAAAAAGCCGUUUCUGGACGCUGAGAGGUUAGUAAUGUGACAUGUUCUUUAAACCCGUGAGUUUUUAAGGUUUACGUUGUGGAGAACAUGAAGAUAGAAGUGCAAAGCUUUGUCUUUUCAAGUCUGUUUUAGACGCAGAAUCUAACCAAACCUCUCCUCACAUACCAUUUUAUUAUCGCUACUCCUACCCUCAGGAACUCCUCUUCACAAGGAAACGUUUGCCCUUUUUGCUUGAGUGUUCUGGUGACCAGUUAAUCCCUUUCCCCACCCUUAUCAAAGAGUUUACCCUUUCUCCCCUCCCAUAAGGUUCUCUUUUGGGAUCAAUUUAGAUUUCUGGGAAAAUGCCCACCUACCCCUCCCCUAAGCCAACAUUAACGCUUACUUCUCGUUUGGGGCAAAAUGUUGGCUUAGGGGAGGGGUAGGUGCGCAGUUUUCCUGAAACCUAAAUUGAUCCCCCUUUUGUUCUAGAAUUUUGAAAGACUGUUUGUUGUGUUUUCAGAUCUCACCGUGUCUUCAGGGCAUUUUAUAUCCCGUUCGUUUCCUACCGCCACACAACGUAUUUAAACUACGUCUUACUAAGAUCACUGCGCAAGACGAGCGCAAAGUCAAAGAAAGGAAAAGAUAAAGAGGAAAGUGCAAGUUAACGAAAAAGAAAAUCAUAGUAACCGAACUUUAGGAAUGGAUGAUUGAAAAAAAUUGUACAGUACUAUGUUUAGACGCGAGAGAGUUGAAAAAAUCAGAGAAAUCUGCUGCUGUUUGUAUUUUUGCCGUGGUAAAUUGGUUUAAUCUAGUUUACAAGACUUGGGUCGCUUUCCGUUCAGCCCAAUAUUCCCGAAAUUUCGGUGUAAAAUCAAUUGUUACGUACCAUUUCAGGUUAGUCCGACCGCCUGGAAUAUUUGAGAGCACCUAUGAAAGGUCUUCUUUCACCGGUCAGGCCGAAAUUCUCCUUCCAUUUGAAAAAUUAUUGUCCCAGUAACACUCUUCUGUACCCCUCUUAUAAGGACAAUAAUCAAACGCGCGGUGGCUUGGGUCGUGUCUGUGCAACGGGAAUUUACCGUUCCACUGGGCACGUGGGAUUUUCUGAAAUUCAAACCGAAAUUUUUCUUGAAUGAAAAGCGCCCCAAUUUUUUUCUCCCUUCCUCCCUCCCUUUCAUUUGAAACCAACUCUUUCACUUGAAGGAUUAACAGUGCGACCGGAAACCACUGCUAAGUAACUUUCAGGUAACACUUAUCCGUUAGUUAGAACUACGUUGUACAGAGUAAUAAAGACAGCUACCGGAAAGUACUGCUCUGAAUGGUUACACGCAGCUUGAAAAGCUAGAAGCACCUUGCGCAUUCACUGUGGAUUUCGUUUGAAUGGUCACGAUUUAGAAUUAAUCCACAGAAUCUAAUGACAGGAUAACUUAUAACAUUAACAUAAACAACGAAAACAACAAUAACGUCGUAAAGUACAAAAGUUUAUCAGAGGCACCUUUUCAAAUAUGAUUGAGUACCAACGCAGUUUUUGUCUUUAAUAUGUUCAUUCUGUAGCUAUAACUCUUUUCAUAUUUUCGUCAUAUAUAAUAUAUUAUUAUGCAGUCGCA